Molecule: messenger RNA, 1411 nt
Organism: Heteronotia binoei (common prickly gecko)
Lineage: Eukaryota; Metazoa; Chordata; Lepidosauria; Squamata; Gekkonidae
Gene: TPMT
Product: thiopurine S-methyltransferase
Exons: 9
Coding region: 426-1163 (245 amino acids)
Molecular function (GO): thiopurine S-methyltransferase activity
Source: RefSeq, a predicted model, not a curated record
AGAAGGCGCAAGCCUGCCUUGGCGCGACGUUUGGCGACCCCUGGACUUCGCCAGCCGUCGGUCCCCGAGAAGCCAGCGAGCCGCCGUUCCUUGCCGCCGCCAGCCAGCCAGCUAAUCAGCCCUUCCCGUCCGCCUGCCUCCCUCGCUCCUUCCACCACCACCUCCAGAAAGCUGCUUCCGCUGUCCUCAGCGCGUAACGUGUGGAGCGAGGGGAGGAGACAAUGUAGCGAGAGGCCGGCUUCCUCUGCGGGGAAGAGGAGGGGACUGGAGCGCUGAGCUUGCGGUCAGAAGUCGCUCGAGCGGCGGGGGGGAUCGGAGGCGCUGCGGCCGCUCGGGCUAAGCCUCUGCUAGGGUGGGUCACCAUCCGGCUGCUUUGUUGGCCUCUCUCUUUUCACUGUCUGGCUCAUCCCAAGGUUUCCUGGGCCAUGGAGAAUUCUUUAGAUACCCCUGGAAGGGAAGAAGUUGAUGACACUGUGUCACAACAGGACAGAGUGGUGUCGGAAGAAGAAUGGCUGAAGAAGUGGCAGUUGAGAAACAUAGGAUUUCAUAACGAAGAAGGACAUCUACUUCUCAAGAAGUAUCUGGAUAUCUUUCUCGGUGGCAGAAAUGGACUGAAGAUAUUUUUCCCUCUUUGUGGCAAAGCUGUGGAGAUGAAAUGGUUAGCUGACAUGGGGCACCAUAUCGUUGGUGUAGAAAUCAGUGAAAUAGCUCUGAAGGAAUUUUUCACAGAACAAAAUCUAUCUUAUUCUGAAGAAACAGUUCCAGAGAUCCCUGGAGCUAAAUUAAUGAAGAACACAUCUGGGAAUAUUUCUUUGUACUGCUGCAGUCUUUAUGAUUUGACCAGCUCUGUUGCUGGCAAAUUUGAUGCCAUUUGGGACAGGGGGUCUCUAGUAGCCAUUAACCCUUGUGACAGAGAACGCUAUGCCAAUUUGAUGAUAUCACUAAUGAACAAGAGUUGUUGCUAUCUUCUAGUUACUGUUUCAUAUGAUCCAAGUAAACAUGCAGGUCCUCCAUUCUACGUUUCUGAUUCAGAAGUGAAAAAGUUAUUUGGCCAGUGCUGUGAUAUUAAGCUGCUUGAAAAAAUAGAUGGCCUCAUGGAGCGCCACAAAGCUUGGGGCCUAGAUUAUUUGUGGGAGGUCAUGUACACGAUCGUGUUAAAAUAACACGGCAGCACCCAAGAGAGCAGUCUGAAGCAGGUCUUCUUGGAAUCCUACUCAUCUUUCCAAUCGGCUUAUGUCCAAGAAAGUUUUCUUAGGACUGCAGUCAAGACUCUUCACCACACUCAGGGAAUGACUACUUGAUUUCAUAGCACCGUGUUUGCACAUUCAAAAUGAACCCAUUUCUAGAUUUUUGAUUUGAUUUACAAUAACUGUGCUAAAAUCCUGUGUCUUUCCAUAAAAAUUUUAUUUUU